Messenger RNA from Cydia amplana, 1187 nucleotides. RefSeq names its product gastrula zinc finger protein XlCGF52.1-like. Lineage: Eukaryota; Metazoa; Arthropoda; Insecta; Lepidoptera; Tortricidae. The record is from RefSeq and is a predicted model, not a curated record. The transcript is spliced from 2 exons. The coding region runs from base 53 to 1126 and encodes 357 amino acids.
AUCACUCGAAGUUAUUAAUUAAGGAAUAUGACUAAUAUUUUCUAAAACAGUCAUGGACUUUUUCCUGCGCUCUGAGAGUGAAGACGAGGCCAAACCUUUUGUGACCUCUGUGCCGAUAAAAGGAGAACCAGAGUGUGAGACCGAGGAUCAUACCGUACCAAUAGCUUGUCGUCCAGACCUGUACGAUGUCCAUGUCAAGGUUGAACCUUUAGAGAGCUUAGACAUAGAAGUGGCAUGUCUAACAGAGGGAACUAUCAAGAAAGAAUCAAUAAUAGUUGAUGCAGAAUUUGAAGCUACUGGAGAGAGUCAUAUUGUGAAUAGUCAUGGUAGCCAGAUAGAAGUAUGUAUUACCAAGGAAUCUUGCUCAAGUCCGACUUUGGAUGAAGUUGUUGUUAACAAAGACUUUCUUAAAUGCAGAAUCUGCCAGAAAGUAUUUGACAGUAAUUCAAGUCUUACAAUUCACAUGCUUACUCACAAUAAAGACAAACCUAGCUUAAAGAAAAAAAGAAAUCAAAAUAAAGGAAUAAUUACUUGUAAAAUUUGCCACAUGCAGUAUACAAGCUCUCAUACUUAUUGUAAACACAGGCCAACACAUGUUUUUGAGAAGCCAUUUAAAUGUGAAUUCUGUGAAAAGGCAUUUAACUCGAAAUAUUUACUAACAAAUCAUGAGCGAACCCAUACUGGAGAAAAACCUUUUUUGUGUGAUCUUUGUGAUAAGAGGUUUACAGAAAAAGUAAAUCUUAAUAGACACAAAAGAAGUCACUCAGGAGCGAAGCCAUACCGCUGUAAUGUGUGCUCAAAUAGUUUCACUUGUAAACAGAAUUUAGAGGCACAUAUGAUAUGGUCACAUACAGAUGAAAAACAGUGGGGAUUUGAAUGCCAAUUUUGUAAUAAGCGGUGGCCUAAUAAGAAUGAAUUGAGGAGACACCUAAGAACCCACACCGGGGAAAGACCUUAUUCAUGUGAUAUUUGUAAAAAAAGUUUUAAACGCAAGUAUUAUUUAGUCUACCAUAUACGAGCCCACAAUAAUGAGAGACCUUUUGCAUGCGAAAUUUGUAAUAAAAGGUUUGUGAAUAAACAUGAUUGCAAGAAGCAUUUAAAAAUUCACAUGACCAAAAAGAAAUAAUUGAUUUUAGGUUUUAUUAUGCAAUCAAGGCUACCCAUAUUUUUGGUAGAUUGAAAUAGAU